This is a messenger RNA of Exaiptasia diaphana, 2456 nucleotides long. RefSeq names its product discoidin, CUB and LCCL domain-containing protein 1. The record is from RefSeq and is a predicted model, not a curated record. The transcript is spliced from 9 exons. The coding region runs from base 1 to 1641 and encodes 546 amino acids. NCBI's taxonomy places the organism in Eukaryota, Metazoa, Cnidaria, Anthozoa, Actiniaria, Aiptasiidae.
AUGCUCUCUUUCUCGCUUAAAGUGAACGAUAAACUGAAGUCGAAAACUGCAUCGUGUUCAAAGCACAGUGUAGGCGUUCCCAGUCCAUUUAUUAUUCCAAGCCAUCGUUUUACAGCUUCAUCUUACCUUCCAUCCUUUAAACCGUCCUUGGCUCGAUUAGAGGGUGGUUAUUCAUGGUUAACUCGCGCAUCAAGUAAUGAAUACCUUCAGAUCGAUCUGGGUCAAAUAUUUCGCAUAUGUGCUGUGUUGACCCAAGGAAGCCCCCGUUAUGAUCAUUGGGUCAAAAAUUAUACACUUCAAUACUCACAUGAUAAUAAACUAUGGGAAACAUAUCAAGAGUGGGAUGGAAAGCGAAAAGAGAAGACAACAAAGUUUUUUCAAGCAAACUCAGACAGAUCAACCAUUGUCACUAAUCACAUCAAGUACCCCUUCAAAGCAAAGUUUGUUCGAGUGGUUCCUGGAAAAACUUACAGCAACAUGAUGUCGUUAAGAGUAGAUUUUAAGGGAACCGCAGAAGCAUGUACCGUUCCCCUUGGUGUUGAAAACAAUGGAAUCUCAGAUUCUCAGAUGACGUCAUCAUCUUCAUUAGACAUUUCCCAUGCUGCAUCGCGAGGUCGCCUGUACGGUAACUCUUCAUGGUGCAGCUCAAGUUCGUCGAACAUCUCGUACAUACAGGUUGACCUGGGGCGAGUAAAGACGGUCACUGGAAUAGCAACACAGGGGAACCCAUCGCGAGAUAUUUGGGUGAAGUCCUUCAUUCUCAGAUAUUUCCGAAGCGGCUUGUGGCAUAGUUAUAAGGAAGGAAAAGCUACGAAGGAGUUCACUGGAAAUAACAAUAAACAUGACGUUAUAGUCAACUGGUUAUGCCGACCACUAACAACGCGUUACAUCAGAAUAAUUCCCCUGACAAAUAUGGGUGGAUGGAAGUGCAUGCGACUUGGUCUGUAUGGAUGCGAUUAUUCUGGUAAUUGUUACACUCCAAGAAUCAAUACUUUAUCGACGCUUUUUACAACAAAGUUGCCCACUGAAAGGACAACUGAAAAAGGUAAUUGUUACACUCCAAGAAUCAAUACUUUAUCGACGCUUUUUACAACAAAGUUGCCCACUGAAAGGACAACUGAAAAAGGAAUGAAUAUUGUUGUUCCAGCAGAGUCAAGCUCUACCGUACCUAUGGUGAUAGCUGUCAUAGCAUUAGGAGCGUUGGUUGGAUUUUCAUUGACGACAAAUGUCUUCCUUGCUUACAAAUUAUACAAGAAUAAAAAAGGUUUUCAGAUAAGUUCAUCUCCGGAUGGACAGCCCACUCAUUCUCUGGAUAACCAUGUAACAAACGAAGGCUUCAUUCAGGAAGAACGAGCAACGACAAACGACGAGAUAAACCAAUCAACUCAAGAGACUGGAGAGUACAUGGAACCAAUCGACAAUAAUAUAGCAACAAGACCUAUGACAAUGCCAAAUACAGAAGCAAAUUCAACAUAUAUGCCACUUAAGCCAAAAGAACAAGCAAUUUACCAGCCUUUACUGAGAAAUGGAAAUAAAAUGGGAAAUGAAAGAAAGGAAGGCAAAAAACCUACGGAAUACUUAGAAAUAUUGCCUGAGGAAGAUUUGACAGCACCGUAUGAGGACAUGUCAACAAACGUCUAGAAAAUCUCGUACAAAAUCAAAAUGGCACAUUUUUGCACUAAAUCUGCAACUGAAGCAGAACAAAGUGCCCUGCAUAUUUUUGGUUGAGGGCGUGGAAUCAAGUAGGGGGACCAAAGGAUUUUUAAACAUUUUUUUCCGGCAUUUUGAGGGGUUUGGGGAACAUAUUUUAUGCAGUGAAUCUACGAACAUUUUACUUACUGCCAAAAGGUAUAAGUAAAGGGGGUUAAAAAUAACAUUGCUACGUGUUCCCUAAAACAUCCUUUCAAUCACCAUUGUUCUUUGCAGGCACAACUUAUUUACUGCACAAAACAAUUCAACGAAGUACUACACCAUGGCAAAUCAAUAAAUAGUUAACUUAGAUACAAGCUUUUCCAGAGAAAAGGGUGACUUUAACUUGUGUUCAUUAAGAAGCUUUCAUACAAAGCUUAUUUAAUAGGUGAAACAUUACCAAACCGAUUUUGCAAUUUACUGAAUUUUUAAAAAUAAACGUUUGGCCUCAAAUAAGGUGCAAAUUUCCUUGUUAUUUUAGCAAAACUUCGAGGUUAAACUGAGUUAGGGUGGCAAAAAAAUUGAAAAAAAUGAUAGUCACUGUAUAAUCUACUCCAAACAGUAAAACAGGCGCAUUAGAUCAUAUCCACACGCAAAUUUGUACCAUAUUCAUUGUAAGUGAUGAAAUUAUUAUCAUUAUUACUCUAGUGUUCUAGUCUAUUCAAUCAAAACAGUUAUCAGUUUUAAACUUUGUUGAUAUUUUUUGAAAUACUUUAUGUGCUUGUACAUUUAGUGAUCAGUAAUCAAAAUAAAAACAUAUAAGUUUA